AUGAUAGGAAAAAAUUUAAUUUUAAAGGCGACCCCGGACAUUCCACAGGCGAGUCAGAUAUGGAUUAUUAGCUUCCGGAAAAACGACAAGUCAUUUGCUGCUGUUUUUGCGGUAUGCCUACAGGCUACUGCUGUGUUAUACGAAGCCAUAUUAUGUCGCUUAUUGAAAAUAGUACCAGGCUCAAAGAAUGUUAAAUUGAUCGUCAGUGAUUUUGAGAGAGCAGCCCUUAAACCUUUCGCAAAUGUUCUACCUUUGGCAAGGCUGAUGGGGUGUUGGUUUCAUUUCAUCAAAGCAUCAUCUGAACACUGGAAGAAGCUGCUUGAAAAAUAUGAUCUACAUGAUGCCCCACGAGAGCCAAAAUACCUAUUGCGUUCCCUUCCACUACUGCCACAUUAUCAUGUUGAAAAAGGAAUCAAAAUAAUUUCUCAAAAAUGCUCUUAUUAUGAGAAAUUAUUUCCUGAUCUUCGUCAUUGGGCGGAUUAUAUAAAUAAUCAAUGGGGACGAAUUCCAGAAAUUGUGCCGAUGCAUAAUUGUUGCAUUCGCACCAACAAUGAUUCCGAGACUUACAAUCGACAAUUCACACCUCGAGCCGGAGGAGAAUUGCAUCUUGAAUUCUGGGAAACUUGCAAGAGAUACUGCGAGAUGAAGUGA
This is a messenger RNA of Diachasma alloeum, 651 nucleotides long. RefSeq lists its product as uncharacterized. The record is from RefSeq and is a predicted model, not a curated record. NCBI's taxonomy places the organism in Eukaryota, Metazoa, Arthropoda, Insecta, Hymenoptera, Braconidae. The coding region runs from base 1 to 651 and encodes 216 amino acids. The transcript has 4 exons.